Molecule: messenger RNA, 2503 nt
Organism: Lotus japonicus
Lineage: Eukaryota; Viridiplantae; Streptophyta; Magnoliopsida; Fabales; Fabaceae
Product: G-type lectin S-receptor-like serine/threonine-protein kinase LECRK3
Exons: 1
Coding region: 56-2419 (787 amino acids)
Biological process (GO): protein phosphorylation
Molecular function (GO): ATP binding; protein serine/threonine kinase activity
Source: RefSeq, a predicted model, not a curated record
UUUGCCUCUAAACUCAUUUCAAAGUUUCUAGCUGCAUCAUUUUCUCUACAAAUCCAUGGCUUCCCUUAUCCUUUACAUACUCUCCAUUCUAUUCCUUCAAGUUGUUGUGUUAGUUUCAGCAAACGUUACUCGGACUUCCACACUCUCCACCACUGACAACGAUGCAUGGCUUUCACCUUCAGGUGAAUUUGCUUUCGGAUUUCGCCAACUUAAUGGCACAACAUUGUUUAUGGUUGCCAUAUGGUAUAACAAAAUACCGGACAAAACCAUUGUUUGGAACGCGAAAACACACGAUGACGAUAGCCUCGUACAAGCACCUUCAGGAUCCCAGGUUCAGCUCACAUCAGGAGGUCUCAUGCUGACAAGUCCUCAAGGAGAAUCCAUUUGGACAGCACAACCAAACACUCCUGUUUCCUAUGCAACUAUGCUUGAUUCUGGAAACUUUGUUCUUGUGAACCAGAGUUCUGUUUUUGUGUGGGAAAGUUUCAAUUUUCCCACUGACACGUUGUUGCCUAAUCAAUCUCUGGAGCUAGAUGGAAAACUAACUUCUAGAAUCACUGAGGCCAAUUAUACAAAUGGAAGGUUCCAGCUUUAUUUUGAGGAUGGUGCUGUCUGGUUAAGUCCACUUGCUUGGCCUACUCAAUUGCAUUACACAUUUUAUUAUAGAAUUGAUGCUGCUCAUUCUGCUUCUAGAUUAGUGUUUAAUGAAUCAGGGAAUGUUUAUGUAGAGACAACAAAUGGAACUAAAAUCCAACCUCAGGGUACAACAUGGGGAAACAACUCAACUCUUCAUCCUAACUUAUAUUACUACAGAGCAACGCUUGAUUUCCAUGGAGUUUUCACACAGUAUGCACAUCCAAGGGACAACAAGGCCAAACAAGGGUGGAGAAUUGUGCGGUUUGUUCCUGAAAAUAUUUGUAUUGCAAUAUUCAGUGAAAUGGGUAGUGGCUCUUGUGGCUAUAAUAGCUACUGCUCCAUGCAAAAUCAGAGGCCUAGCUGCAGUUGCCCUGAUGGGUAUUCAUUUAUAGAUCCAAGUAAUGAAUUUGGUGGGUGCCAACCAAAAUUCAAGCUCGGUUGUGGGGAAGAUAAUGAUGAACAGCUAUAUGAUUUUACUAUUCUUAAAGAUGUAGACUGGCCUCUAUGUGAUUAUGAAAAGAUGCAGCCUUUCUCUCAACAAGACUGCCAGCAAUCUUGCUUGAAUGAUUGCAUGUGUGCUGUUGCAAUUUUCAACAACCAAACUUGUUGGAAGAAAAGGUUACCUAUCGCCAAUGGAAGAGCACAGAGUGGUGGUCAAAUAGCCCUCAUCAAAACAACAGUGGCUCCUCAAGGUAACAUAGGUCCUCCAAGUUCUCUUGAUUCAAACAAAGAAGAUGGAGUUAAGACAAUUCUUCAAGGUUUACUUAUAGGUUCAAGUGUUAUUAACAGUAUACUCUUGGCUACUGUUGUUUUGAUUCUUGUUAAAAAGCCAAAAAGAAUCGUCCAAGCUGCGAGUCUUUUAGAAACAAAUUUACAUUCGUUUACCUAUGAAGCAUUGAAAGAAGCCACAUGGGGUUUUAGUGAAGAACUAGGCAGGGGUUCGUUUGGCAUUGUUUACAAAGGUAAACUAGAAGCACCCUCUUAUACUAUGGUUGCUAUCAAGAGAUUGGACAGAUUUGCACAAGAAAGAGAGAGAGAAUUCAAGACUGAAUUGAGUGCCAUUGGUAAAACUUGCCACAAGAAUCUAGUGAGGUUGAUUGGAUUUUGUGAUGAGGGAAUCCACAGGCUGCUGGUGUAUGAGUACAUGAGCAAUGGUAGUCUUGCAAACAUCCUAUUUGGACAAUCCAAACCCAUUUGGAAUCUAAGAGUUGGAUUUGCUCUGGGGAUUGCAAGAGGGCUGGUCUACUUACACGAAGAGUGUGACACACCCAUCAUUCAUUGUGAUAUAAAGCCUCAAAACAUACUCAUAGAUGAGCAUUUCACAGCAAAGAUCUCUGACUUUGGAUUAGCCAAGUUGUUGUUUGACCAAAGCAGGACCAAUACCGGGAUCCGUGGAACAAGAGGAUACGUUGCUCCUGAGUGGUUUAAGAAUGUUCCUGUGACGGUUAAAGUGGAUGUUUACAGCUUUGGUGUGAUGUUGCUGGAAAUCAUUUGCUGCAGAAGAAGUGUGAUGCUGAUGGAGUCUGGGGAGGAGGAAAAAGCCAUCUUGAUAGAUUGGGCUUAUGAUUGUUAUAUUGAAGGGAGAGUAGAUUCUCUGGUGGAGAAUGAUGAGGAGGCUUUGGCUGACAUUGGAAGGUUACAAAAGUGGGUAAUGAUAGCAAUUUGGUGCAUUCAAGAGCAUCACGAAAUGAGGCCAACAAUGGGGAAGGUCAUGCAAAUGCUACAAGAUUUGGUUGAAGUCCCUACCCCACCAUCCCCUCUUUCCUUCAGUUCGUUUUCUUGAAUUUUUUCUAUACCAGUUCAUGUACAUUUUUACAUAAUAUAAAUGGUUAUUUUCUAUUAAGAAUUACGAAUUAUUUCUUAUGUA